Messenger RNA from Botrytis cinerea B05.10, 1895 nucleotides. RefSeq lists its product as hypothetical. The transcript has 2 exons. The record is from RefSeq and is a predicted model, not a curated record. NCBI's taxonomy places the organism in Eukaryota, Fungi, Ascomycota, Leotiomycetes, Helotiales, Sclerotiniaceae. The coding region runs from base 716 to 1624 and encodes 302 amino acids.
UCUUACGUGAUAAUGAACUCUACGAUGUAUGGCGCACGAUGCAAGGUGGAAAACUCCUGUAAUCACUCAAUUGACGGAUGGCCGAAUGAUGGACAAAGAAUAAGCAUUCUCGAUAGGCUGUGAGGGGCCCAGCAGGUACCUAGGGAUGUACCUUCAAGACAAAGCCUAUCAAGAGAUCUUUUAGUGUCUAAAUUUAGUACCACAUGGCCAUUCUCUUCGUCAACCAACCCUGUACCGCCCUAUGGUAGCCAGAUUGGCAUUUAUUGAACAUUUGUUCAUUCAUUUCUACUGCCCAGGUGGGUGUGCAGAGUACGCACUGUACAUACUCUGUAUACUUCUUAGUUACCUGAGUAUCGUCCUGAGUUUACCUAAUACUGUUAGCUCAUAAGGUCAUCCCCAUCCCCAUCCCCGUCCCCAUUUACAUCCACAUCUACAUCUACAUCUACAUCCCAUCCCGUCCUCUCGCCCUCUUUUCCAUCGUUGAACAACUUACCCAUACCUGUACAUUUUGGUCGCCUGUUGCUUAUACUCACCCAACACGCCCUCACACAGUCAAUCGAUUCCUUUCCUCUUCUUCAAACGUCGUGUCAUAGAAUCAAUUUACCCCUCGACGUGCUCUACUGCUCUACUGCUCCACUGCUCUACUGCCAUUCUAUAAUACUAAAUACCUAGGCAUUCUCUCAAACAAGCACGCUUUUGACAUCGAAAGACAACUAUGACUACAGCAAUAGAUUGGGAUAAGCCGGGAAAAUACCCCGUCGUGCUCAGCGAUGCCUUGCUUGGAAAAUCCACCAACAAUACAUAUACUGGCAUACGAUAUAAUCACAAGCCUGACCCGUCUACCGGAGCGUCCGCGAACUCAGCACAGCUGAAACCCUCUUCUAAUUCCGACUCCGCGAAUUACGACCUCUCUCUUUCAGAUAACAAUGAUGAUUAUACAUAUACUGGGGCUCGAACCUCCGGAGACGGCCAAUUUAUACUUACAUUCGAUCCCGUCAGGAAGGUCUUAGUUUUGGAUCGCAUUGAUUCCACAUUUGACAUGAACUUGACGAGCGCACCGUGGACCGAUGACGCCGCCCAAUUACAAUCACAAUAUGAGCAACUGGAGCCACCGACGAAGGCUAUCGUAGAGGAAUCACAACCCAAAGUACCACAAAAGAAAGCUACAAAAUCAAAGGCUCCAGCAGCAACAAAAGCGAAACCUGCUCCUCGUGCCAAGGCAGAGAAGGCACAGAAGCCGAAACCACCACCACGCGAACCAACCCCCGAACCAGAAGAAGAUUCGGAUGAUGGCUUCACGGUUGAAUUCCCCGAUGGGCAGAGCUCGCAUCAACAAUAUGAGUACAGGGCCCCAAUCUUUCAGAGAGAGCCGAGCGAAGAAAUUAGUGAUGAAGAUGAGGAUGCGGAUGCAGAGCAUGAUGGACUAUAUGAACAAAACCAGGACGUUGAUCAUUUCAAACUGCCCAGUCCAGUCAACAACCCUGGAGCCAUCGGCGAUGAAGAAGCAAUGGAUCUGGAUAUGGAACGGGAUCUAGAGGCAGAUCUGGAGGCGGCAAUGUUAGAGGCGUCAAUGAUGGGAGAAACGGAAGAAAGGGAAGAAAGUGACGAAAGCGAAGAGGAAUAAAGCCUAAGACGCGUACUGGAGCCAUGCGCAUUGGAGCGUAAUUUAAAGACCAGGGCGUUCAGCGAGGGGUUGGAGUAUAUUAUGGAGAAAAUGGCAAUUGGGAUUUUCGUGUUGGCAUACACAUUAGGUACGGAAAGCAUUUCACCCUGGUGGGGGAUGAUGGAAAAUAUAACAACAUUAUCUUACCAUAUUAUCCAAUUUCAAUCGACAAAUCGUAACACAAUAGUGUACAACCGGUAUUUUCACUCUAACAAUAGCCUCCGUGAUUGCA